Messenger RNA from Homalodisca vitripennis (glassy-winged sharpshooter), 1152 nucleotides. RefSeq lists its product as uncharacterized. The coding region runs from base 58 to 864 and encodes 268 amino acids. The record is from RefSeq and is a predicted model, not a curated record. The transcript is spliced from 5 exons. NCBI's taxonomy places the organism in Eukaryota, Metazoa, Arthropoda, Insecta, Hemiptera, Cicadellidae.
GUCCAAACAGUUUUUGAUGGUAUCUGUUCUCCACAGAAUGAAGGGGAUGCAGGGACUAUGGUGUGGAAGGAACAGGAGGCCAGAGAGAAGGAAGUCAGUCAGAUAGGGGUCUCAGCUUGUGGAGCAACAGCUGUUAUAAAUACUUUGCUUGCGUUAGAUGUGCCAUUCACGACAAGUGCUGUGAAACUCCAUGUCGCUACAAGGCUGCGUGCUGAAUCAGCUCCACUUGUAGAGUACUUGAUGUCUCGCUGUAAUGCUGGGACAACACACGUGGAUAUGAUUAGAGGUCUUCAAGGUGCCUCGCAGGACCUCGUGUAUGCAAGGUUCUUUCAUAUGUAUCCACAGAGGAGUAUAUCACUCGUCAGCUGGCUAUCUCAUUGGAUUAGGAAAGGAGCAGUGCCAAUAGUAACUCUGAAUCUACAGCGCGGUGUGUGUUCUGGGGUGCCAAUACCUGACAUGUGGCACCAUCAGAUGGUACACGGUGUGAGUGGAAGGGGUGUACACCUGACCAACCCUCUGGAAGUGCAGACAGAGGCGAGGCUGUGGCCUCAGCUAGCUAGUCCAUCAGAGCUUAAAGUGAGACGAGAUGAUGUGAUGUCACGGUGGACCCCAGACAUUCCCCUCCAUCCCCUCAUUCAUCCCUCACUGCCACAGUGGAGGCGGUUCAAUGUGUUGGGCCAAGUGGUGAACAUGGUUAGAGAGGGCACCAAUAACAGUAGGAGUCAGUUUACACAAUACAUCACCAUCCCUGCCUCCUACAGUUCUGGUGUCACCAUCGCUCUGCUCCGUACCAACCCUGCCUACGAAGAGCUCAGGCUUGCUCCCGAGCUGCCAAUUGACCCCUUAGCACCUGUCUCCAGAUAAGUUUCAGAUAUUACUACAAGAUCCUUUCUAAGUGGAUUGACAUAAGGAAUGUGUCAUUUUUCCUACCUUUGUAUGAAUGGCAUCUAGCACCAAUAAACUUUUAUUUUUCUUAUAACCCGUGUUUGCUCCAAGAAAAAUUUUGUAUAAUUUAGCUGUUGGCACAACAUUUUUUGUGUAAUUUUGUAAAUUAGUGGCAUAUUUUCUUUAAAGGAUGUAUAUAUAUGAUACAAGUUGUAAAAUGUAUAUUUUAACAUUGUAAUAUUUUAAAUAAAACUAGAUUACAAACAA